This is a messenger RNA of Miscanthus lutarioriparius, 240 nucleotides long. The record is from the annotation of a GenBank genome assembly. NCBI's taxonomy places the organism in Eukaryota, Viridiplantae, Streptophyta, Magnoliopsida, Poales, Poaceae.
AUGUCGACGACGGCGCACAAGGUGGCCACGCACGCCGCCGCGACGGCCAGGGGAAGGCGGCGGCGGCCGCCGAGCGUGCUGAGGGAGAUCGUGUACGGCAUGAGCCUGGGCCUCUUGGCGGGUUACUUGUGGAAGCUCCACCACUGGAGCAACCGCCGCCGCACCCGCGAGUUCUACAGCCUGCUCGACCAGGGCAAGAUCACCGUCGUCGCCGGCGACGAGCCGCCCGCCCGGUGCUGA